AGAAGGAAUAAGUGACAACAAAUAGUAAAGUGAAUUCUCUGUUUCGCACACGAUUACAGCCAAAGCGUUGGACAAACCGGACAAAAGCAAAUCAGUAACUACCAUCAUGGACGCGGCUUUGCUGUUGGAGGUGCAGGAGAGAGAGGCAGAGUCCUCCCAGACGUUGAGUGACCACACAUCAGCCACCCAGCUGCUGAGGCUGCAAGUGGAAGACCUGCAGAAGAGACUGCAGGAGAAAGGCGACAAGCUCUCAGAGGCCCAACAGAUUAUCAGAGGGUUACGCGGUGAGAUCUUGUCUCUGCAGAGGCAGCUGGAGGUUGAGAGGAGGAAGUCCCAGGAUGCAGUGCAACAGCAGGCCAAGAAACCACGAAAGGUCCAGUCCAAAAGAGCCGAGGUCAGUCAGCACCGUUCUCCUUCCUCAGAGAAGCAGCACGCUGCCCUCUCAGGGUCCCUCCACAGCGACGCAACAUCAGCAUGGAGAAGGCUUUCGUUGAGGUCCUCCGUUAGACUGGAGGACUGGGGACCCAAACUCAACCCAGACGGGGUGUUUUUGUUGCCGCCAGUGGAGCAUGAUGAUGAUGAUGAUGAUGAUGAUGAUGGUGAUGAUGGCGAUGAUGACCUCAAUGACGAUAAUGAUUACAUCCCUAAUGAAGCUGAUGACAUCAAUGAUGAUGAUCACACUGCUGACCGUCAGAGGACACAGAAAAGGCCACGGUCAGCUGCCGGACAACCAAAGCACAAAGUGAAGCACGAAGAAGCGCAAGCACAACGCAGAAAGAGGACAUCCAGAAAACCCAGAGUUCAUGAAUGUGGCACGUGUGGGAAGCGGUUUACAAGACCAGCGUCCGUCCGCGCUCACGAAAGGAUACAUACCAAGGAAAAACCAUAUCCUUGCACAAUUUGUGGAAGAGCCUUCAAGGAGAAAAAUCAACUGAAGACCCACAUUCUGUGGGUGCAUGAUAACAAGGAGAAAGGCAUUGUAAGAGAGAGGACUCAUCAGUGUCAGGAAUGCGGGAAAAUGUUCAUCAAUACUAGUGGCCUGAAAGUUCAUCUGCAGAAUAUGCACACGGCCGAAAAGGCCUUUUCUUGUAAACUGUGUGACAAAAGGUAUUUCAGCCUCAGUAGCCUGCGAAAUCAUGAAAAAGCCCACACCGGCAUUAGACCCUUCAUGUGUUCUGAGUGUGGGCAGGGGUUUACCACGUCUCCGCACCUAACGGUACACAUGCGCAAGCACACGGGCGAGAAGCCAUAUCAGUGCACUCAGUGUCCUAAGGCGUUCCCGAGUGUAUACAGGCUGAAAAAUCACCUCGUGAUGCACUCGGGUGAAAAGCCGUUCCUCUGCCCAGACUGUGGACUGACUUUCCCCAGGGCUCAAAGCCUCAAACUGCACAAGUUGACGCACACGAGGGUGAGGUCUCAUCUCUGCCCAGUUUGUGGGAAGGGCUUCUGUCGCCCUGACAUCCUCAAGACGCACCUGCGUGUUCACACCGGAGAGAAACCUCACCGAUGCACCACCUGUGGUGAGAGAUUUAGCUACGUACAGACGCUCCAGACCCACCAGAAACAGGCCCACUGUGGAGGAGAACAAAAAGAGCAGGCAGGCAGAGAGCAAGAUGAGAACUCAAGUGCAGGAACUAAGCACACCUCUUUCAGCUGUCAAGAAGCAAGUAAAGACUAUCUACUACUAAACUAAUGCUUGAGCUGCCCUAGUCCCAGGCCAGACUCUAGACAUAAUGUGUAUGUGUGUGUGUGUACUCUACUUUACUGAAGAAGAAAAAAACAACCCUUCUUUACAUCUGCACUUGUUGUUCUGUAUAUUUCCUGUGCACUUUGUUUCUGCUAGUUAUGUUGAUGAUGAUGAUGAUUAUGUCCUUGAUUACAAGUGGCUUUGAUUAUAAAGCGUAUGCCAAAUGCAAUGUAAUGUAAUGUAACAAUGAACAACCCCAAACACCAGGCAAUCGCGGAGACGUGAUAUCCCAGUGAGAUGUACAAUUGAGUUUAAAACGCUUCUGAUUAUCCAUAUGUCACUCAAAGGCCUAGAGCAGGGGUGCUCAACUAGAAACUGAAAAGGUCCACUCGCUAAAUUUCGUAUGUUUCCAGGGUCCAAAAAAGUCGCUACGGACCGAUGCCGAAAAUAGCCUCACUCGCUGGCCCCACUGGCCUCUUGCUCACUCACUGAGUUGUCACAGUGAUGAUACUUUUAUUUGUCAUAAGACUGGCUUCGCAGAAAUACACCUAUAGAUCGCAUGGCAGCGAAAUCUCAUGUAUAAUUUAUACAUAUUAAAUACAGAUGGAUUUUGUCUUGGUCCGGAUGACACUGCGUUUGGGUCCGCAUCCGGACCUGGGUCCGCCAGUUGAGCACUCCUGGCCUAGAGCCUAAAUAUAUAUGGGCGAUAUUCUAGAUGCCUUAGGUCUACAGAGUCUCCUCUACUGGUUGUGCCAAGGUAAUAUCCAAACAGGGUGAAAUGGCAUUUAGCCAAUAUGCUCCCAAAUGUUGGAACCAGCUUCCUGUUCAAAUCAGAGCUGCACUCAA
Engraulis encrasicolus (European anchovy) is the source of this 2533-nucleotide messenger RNA. Its product is annotated as zinc finger protein 37-like. Gene Ontology annotation, biological process: regulation of DNA-templated transcription. The record is from RefSeq and is a predicted model, not a curated record. Gene Ontology annotation, molecular function: RNA polymerase II cis-regulatory region sequence-specific DNA binding; DNA-binding transcription factor activity, RNA polymerase II-specific. The coding region runs from base 107 to 1693 and encodes 528 amino acids. Lineage: Eukaryota; Metazoa; Chordata; Actinopteri; Clupeiformes; Engraulidae. The transcript is spliced from 6 exons.